AUGAAUAUUUGGUAUGAAGGAAACAUUUCAGAUGAAAUUACAAAAGCAUUUACUGAAAAUAAAAUAAUUGUUAUUAUUGCUAUUAAUGAUAACGAAGAGUCUCUUGUACUUAAAAAUCUAAUUGAGAAUAACUUAUCCACAAUAUUUACUACCAGUUGUUCUGGUAUUUUGAUAAAAGAAAAUACAGAAAAUAUGACUUUUUUCAGACAAUUAUACAAAAACAAAGUUACUUUCCCUUCUUUAUUUUUAUUUAACAAAAAUGGACUAUCUACUGUUUUAACUGGUGAAAAAUUAACAGUCCCUGAAAUCACAUCAUCUAUUGUUCAAUGUGCAUUAGUCACGUUACCAUCUCCACAAAACCAAUCAAACAUUAGCAAAAAAGAAAAUACACCAACAAAAGCUUUAUCAACCGAAGUCUCUCUCCUAGAAGAAACACCAGAUUCAGAAUACAUCAUCCAACAAAGGAGAAAAGAAAGUCAAGAAUUAGAACAUGAAGAAAAAAUGAGAAGAGAAAAAAAUCGUCAGUUAUUAGAAGAAAAACGUAAAAGAGAAGAAAUUAAACAGAGAAAUGAAGAAAUAGAAAUGAAACAACAAGAGUUGAGUGAUAAAAAAUAUGCAGAACGUGUCACGUUAGAAAUCCUUGCUGAAAAAGAACAACAAAAACAGAAAGUUAGAGAAGAAGAAUUAAGAGUUAGAGAAGCAGAAGAAAAGAAAAAACAAGAAGAAUUAGAACGAAAAAAUGAAAUGAAAAAGUUUGUUCAAGUUGCUUUUAGACUUCCAAGUAGUGAAACAAUUAAACAACCCUUUGAAAAAACAGAUACUCUAGCAGACUGUUUUGCAUUUCUUGAAACAAAAGGUUAUAAGAAAAGAGAAAUUGAAUUAUUAAAUUCAUUAAAAAGAACUCCCUUAAAUGAUGAAAAACUUAAGUUGGAAGUAUUUUAUCCAUCUAUUGUUAUCUAUGUUGUGAAAAAGAAAGAGUUAGGAGUUGUUAAAAAAGCAGAAAAUAAAUCAUCUAAUCCAAGUGAUCGAGUAAUGGAACAAGAUCAAGAGUUUCAACAAAGAAAUGGAUAUCAAGCUUUAGACCAACAAGAAACUCCACAAGAAAAUGUACCAAAAAAUAAAUUUCUACGUUUCAUGAAGGGAUUUUUAACAGGAAAAUAA
This is a messenger RNA of Entamoeba histolytica HM-1:IMSS, 1161 nucleotides long. RefSeq lists its product as uncharacterized. Gene Ontology annotation, molecular function: protein binding. NCBI's taxonomy places the organism in Eukaryota, Evosea, Mastigamoebida, Endamoebidae. The transcript is spliced from 3 exons. Bases 1 to 1161 code for a protein of 386 amino acids. The record is from RefSeq and is a predicted model, not a curated record.